Xyrauchen texanus (razorback sucker) is the source of this 1404-nucleotide messenger RNA. RefSeq names its product histone H2B-like. NCBI's taxonomy places the organism in Eukaryota, Metazoa, Chordata, Actinopteri, Cypriniformes, Catostomidae. The record is from RefSeq and is a predicted model, not a curated record. The transcript has a single exon. Gene Ontology annotation, molecular function: structural constituent of chromatin; DNA binding; protein heterodimerization activity. The coding region runs from base 93 to 467 and encodes 124 amino acids. Gene Ontology annotation, cellular component: nucleosome.
UCAUCUCCUCACAGAAUUAGCAUAGAGGAGGGAAUAAAUACUUCUGUGAGCUGAAUAAGAAUCAUUAUUCUGAGUUUGUUCUUCAGAUCAUCAUGCCUGAACCAGCCAAAUCCGCCCCGAAGAAGGGAUCCAAGAAGGCCGUCACAAAGACCGCCGGUAAGGGAGGAAAGAAGCGCAGAAAGUCCAGGAAGGAGAGUUACGCUAUCUACGUGUAUAAAGUCCUGAAACAGGUUCAUCCUGACACCGGGAUCUCUUCCAAGGCGAUGGGAAUCAUGAACUCUUUCGUCAACGACAUCUUCGAGCGCAUCGGCGGUGAAGCGUCUCGUCUCGCUCACUACAACAAGCGCUCCACCAUCACAUCGAGAGAGAUCCAGACCGCCGUGCGUCUGCUGCUGCCCGGUGAACUGGCCAAACACGCCGUGUCUGAGGGCACAAAGGCCGUCACCAAAUACACCAGCUCCAAGUAGAAGAACAUCCGGUUUCUCAACCAACACAAAGGCUCUUUUAAGAGCCACACAUCUUUUCAUUUAAAGAGUGGAUUAUUCAACAUGAAAUUAGAACCUGUUUUUACUGGACAUGCCCCAGCCUUCCCUUAAUGAAAACAAACCAACUUGCAAAACUGUCACACGGUGUGUUUAUGAUUUGUGUUUGUAUUGCUGCCAUUUUAUCCAAACAGCUUUCACUGUCUCCAGACUUGAAUAUUAUUGAUAAUCUCUGGUUACAUCUUAAACGUGCAGAACAUGUGAGACACUGAUAUUGCUGAACAGCAAGAAACGUUUUGAAGGUGUAAUUUCUGCCAAUUGUGUGAUUAUUACAGACUGAAAGGAAUCCAAACUUUUGCACCUGACACGUUUAUUUGUAUAAUUUAUUAUUGUUUAUUUGUUUAAUAUCUUUUUUAUCCAUAUAAACACAAUAUUUACUUGUUCUAGUGUGAAAUUGUAUAAAUAGAUGUAAAAAGUGUUUAGAGUCAUUAGAUGCUCAACAAUACAGGUGCAUCUCAAAAAGUUAGAAUAUCUGUUUUUGUAAUUCCUUUGCACAAAUGGUGGGAUAUUUGAUAACUACAGAGUUCUGCGCUCUCUCAAAAGCUUUAAAAGUGAACUACUAAUACAAUAUUUGUAUAAAAAUGUUUCAUGACUUUAUUAUCUUGUAAAUGCUACCCGCUAGGCUAACAGAUUAACACAUUAUACCCUCAUCAUACAUCAUAUCUCACAGUUUAUCAGUAGUCUUCCAAUUCUCUGUGCCCUACUGGAUGCUAUGAGAUAACAGAGAGUGACUGAUAUUGCUUUAGCAGGACCUAAUGGAGAGUGGUGCCAGAUACUUCUCUUUUCAUGAAGCUAAAGGAAGUGAACAGUACAGAGUGUGACAUAAACAGAUGCUGGAUCAAAAGUUAAGAAAUAAUCUACA